GGGUAUGGCGUCCAUGGCGGCGGCGAUCGCGGCCUCUCGCUCGGCGGUCAUGAGCGGGAACCGGCCUCUGGACGACAGGGAACGGAAGCGCUUCACCUACUUCUCGUCGCUGAGCCCCAUGGCCAGGAAGAUCAUGCAGGACAAGGAGAAGAUCCGCGAGAAGUACGGGCCCGAGUGGGCGCGGCUGCCGCCAGCGCAGCAGGACGAGAUCAUUGACCGGUGCCUGGUGGGGCCGAGAACCCCUACUCCCCGCGACCCCGGGCACCCCGGGGACUCCGAGGACCUUGAGCGCUUUCCCGGCCUGCGCGGGCCCACGGGCCAGAAGGUGGUGCGCUUCGGGGACGAGGACAUAACUUGGCAAGAUGAGCACUCUGCCCCUUUCUCCUGGGAAACAAGGAGUCAGAUGGAGUUCAGCAUCUCCUCCUUAUCCAUCCAAGAACCCAGCAGCGGCACAGCCACCAACGAGCUGAGGCAGCUGCCCAAAGCUUCUCAGGGUGCCCAGGCCCCCCGGUCCUCCCAGGGCAGCAAGUCCUCCAGCCUGGAUGCUCUGGGGCCUUCCUGGAAGGACGAGGAGGCGUCCUUCUGGAAGAUCAAUGCCGAGCGGUCCCGGGGAGAUGGGCCUGAAGCCGAGUUCCAGUCACUGACCCCCAGCCAGAUCAAGUCCAUGGAGAAAGGCGAAAAGGUCUUACCUACCUGCUACCGGCAAGACCCGGUCCUGAAGGACAGGGAGGCCAAGGUGGAAAGGCCAGGCAACCCCCGCCAGGAGCAGCGUGUCCUCCCCAGUGUCAUUGCUGAGCAGGACAGGCCCCAGCCCGCCCAGGCCUCCACCAGCGUGUUGAACGAAGCCACCCCCUCUGGACCUGCGCUGAAGCUGCCCUCUCCUGACGCCAGGCGGAAGGACGUGGAGGACGUGGAGGACACUCUGUUCGCAGACCCUGUACCUGCACAGGUCAGCUCAAGUAAUGUCGUCUUGAAGACAGGAUUUGAUUUUCUGGACAAUUGGUAAAACGUGUUAGACAAAAAAUUGAAGAAAACCGAGAACCCUAAAGUGUUUUCCAAAGCGGUGAGGUGGAGGGGAUCACAAGGGCAGUAUUUCCCUGGUUUUUGUGUCCUUUUAGUCAUUUGGAAACUGCUAAAUAUUGCCCUGUGCAGAUUUUCCCCCUUUUGGUGAGAUAAGAUAUCAUGCUGUUUUCAGUGAUUUGAUAAUAGAAAUUUUUACAUUUGGAAUUUUUAAAGACUACACUAGGAAUUCAGUAAAGCUUGUAAAUAAAACUCCUGUUCCCAGCUCCACCUAAUUUUCCUGAACCCUCGUCAGUGAAAAUAUUUUCUCAGCCAUCACAAAAAUUGUCAACGUGAUUUUAGGAUUUGUUUCUUCCUUUUUAACUGUAUGGACUUAUCUUUUAUGGGUGAUGGUUGUCGAUAUCCUCAGCAAUAAUGGCUUGGCGAGCUGACUGGGACCAAGGCAAGCUCUGUACCCCACGAAGUCUCACCCAUGGCUCCCAGCUGCCCAGGGCUUCCCUGGCUGAAGCCAGUUCCCUCCAAUUAUGUGCCAUCUCUUGUCAUUUCCAGGAAACAGACUGUUGGCACAUGGCAGACUGUCUUUAAGCUGCCCUGCUAGUUAUUCAAACUAUUCAUUGUUUAACAAGAGUUGCAUGUUUAACCAUUUUGUAUUAACUUUUCAUUAUUUUGUAUCUAGAUUUAGCAGGGGUAGGGCUCCCCCUUUUCUUGAGUUUCCGUUUGGAAGUUCUUGGCUACUCACGAAGAUUGUGAGUGGCCCUGUCCCAGCCGUCGGCAGGUGCGACAGAAAAACCAGCUCUUCUGUUUAGCAGCAUUAGAACCCUCCAGUGUGGGACUGGAGGGGCAGAAGACAUCCUUCAUCCCAAGGACUGGUCAUGCUGCAUCAUGAUGGACCCUCCCCCAAACCUGCCCACCAGCAGAAGCAGAAGAGUUGAGUUUCUACUGUGCCCCUGCUUCACCCCUUGAAGAUGCUUAUGGCACAGCAGUAGCGCCUUCUAGAAUGGGACUUCUUCACCCACCGUGGCCCUGGUGCUGUGGUGGUGGGGCAGCACGGGGCAGGCGGGGAGCAUGCCGGCCUGACCCUGGCAGCCGGUGCCCGUCCGUGGAUCCUGAGUUCUGUGAGCCCGCAGGACGACCCCAGGCGUGAUCCUCAUGUUGCCUCUCACUGUGUUCUCCUCACCUGAAGCCUUAAUCCCUGAAUCCUGCCAUGAGCGCCUAGUUUCGAUAUCAAAGUGUGUCUUUUUGAAAUGCCUUUCUGUUUCAUAGGACCUGAAAUAAUUUCUAGAAUAUUUUCCCUGGCUCCAUGGUAUCACACAUACAAUUUUUACCCCCCAGGACAGUUUCUGCUAAUGCAAGGGCUUAAGCCAACAUGUGGAUUGGUUCCUGCCAGUUGCCUGAUGUCCCCAAACCUUAUUUGGUCCCUUGGCAUCCUGGACAUUACUUUCCUCCUUUGUUAACUGACUAGUUCAUGACAAAUACAGGUUUUUUUUUUUCUGUCCCACUUAAGUAGAAUUGAGACAUGUAAGGGAAAAGAGUUUGUAGCAUGGUGGUGAGGGUGGAAAAGGUACCUAGAAAUCCCAGCUGGAAUGGCCCACCCAGAGGGUAUCACCCCAGAGCCUCUGUGCCUCCAAGCUGGCUUACCACCUGACUUUCAAGGGCAUAGAUGUCUUUGGCUCCAUGCUGGAAAACAUGGACCCUGUGGUCCUUCAAAAAAAGAUGUGCAGAUGUGAGCUUCAUCUGUGGAGUUGGUAUAGCAGGGAGAAAGAUGUGCAUCUGGACCGUUCCCUCCCAGGUGAUGUGUCAGGCCUUUUGAAAGAACAUUCUCAUUUCUUGCCCCUUCUCAGAAACCCCAAUAGUCCCUCAGGUUCUCCUGGGAGCUGAGGGGGUGAGAGAUGAUCAAAGCUUCAGCUACCCUUACUACCCUUUGGGGUCCCGUAUCCAUGGUGUUUAGUGAUCUGUUAUAAUGGUGCUCAGAUUUUCACAGUGGCACCAUCUCCUGAGAUUAAAUGUGAAAGUAAAAGUUGGGAAAUGCUGGAGAGACCCCAGAAUCAUGGCGUUUUGCUCUGCCUUUGGAAAUCAAGGAAUACGAGAGGGAUAGGACCUGGAGGCCAUGGGCUCGUGGGCCUCCACCCUGCCUGACCUGUGUGUUCUCCUCUUUUUGGAGACUGGCCCUGUGGGGUGGGCCCUUCCCCAUCCUCCUGGGAGGUUAUGUGAACGGUGUCCCAAGCAGGGAAAAUUUAAAUUUUAACACUCGCUGUUUCUCCUUCCCCAGUCUCCCCUCCCCCAAUAUAUCAGGGUAGCAUUUCUGAAACCAGAAGUUUACAUAUACAAUUUUUAAAAACACACUUUUCAGCUGAAGCUUGCAUGUGUUGGUUUGGGAUUCUCCCCCACCCCUUGCAUCUGGGAUUCAGCUCAAGGAUUCAAUGUCCUGCUUUGGGUGACUAUAUUUUGCAAAAUCACCCCCAGGAAGGCAGAAAACCAGUCUCAGUUCUUUCACCCUCUGGGUUUGGGGAGUGCCACUCUCCAUGGUAACAAGGGAGGGGUCUCUGGGCCUGCACCCCUCCCCGUGGAUGUCAGCAUCCUCCUUCUCUUUGAUAUACCUUUUCAAGAUGAUAAAUUCUUAUUACUUGUAACUUGGUUGUAUUUUAUAUUAAUAGCCUUAAAUAAAGCCAUUU
Molecule: messenger RNA, 3692 nt
Organism: Condylura cristata (star-nosed mole)
Lineage: Eukaryota; Metazoa; Chordata; Mammalia; Eulipotyphla; Talpidae
Gene: CUNH1orf198
Product: chromosome unknown open reading frame, human C1orf198
Exons: 4
Coding region: 5-1006 (333 amino acids)
Source: RefSeq, a predicted model, not a curated record